Ananas comosus (pineapple) is the source of this 2127-nucleotide messenger RNA. RefSeq names its product ankyrin repeat-containing protein NPR4-like. Gene Ontology annotation, cellular component: plasma membrane. The record is from RefSeq and is a predicted model, not a curated record. The transcript is spliced from 4 exons. Bases 140 to 1870 code for a protein of 576 amino acids. Gene Ontology annotation, molecular function: protein phosphatase 1 binding; protein phosphatase regulator activity. NCBI's taxonomy places the organism in Eukaryota, Viridiplantae, Streptophyta, Magnoliopsida, Poales, Bromeliaceae.
UCCCGCUCCUUCCUCCCCCCUUCCUCCUCCUCACUACCCCCCACCCUAUCCAUUCCCCUUCAAAAACCCUAAUCCUAGCUCCCACAUUGCUCCUCUACGGCUCCCCUCUCCUCGCUCCCUUAGCUCCCUCCCUGCCUCCAUGGCUCUCGAAAUCGAAGAAGGGAGAGUGGAGAGGUACCUGAACCUGGGUAGCGCGUCCUUUAGCCCUAGCUCGGCCGCGUCCGCGUUCGCAUCCUCGACGAUCCCGUCCCCGUCGGAGGCCCCGGCGGCGCCGGCGCUGGUGAUAUCGAACUCGGGGAAGCGGAUCGAGCACCAGCAGGCGGGGCGGAAGAAGAAGUACGUGAAGCAGGUGACGGGGCGCCACAACGACACGGAGCUGCACGUGGCCGCGCGGCGCGGGGACGCGGCGGCGGUGCGGCGGAUCAUGGAGGGGAUCGGCGCCCGGGAGGCGGUGGCGGACGAGACCAACGAGGUCGGGGACACGCCGCUGAUCGCCGCCGCGGAGAGGGGGCACCUCGAGGUGGUGGUGGAGCUGCUCAAGUACGCCGAUGGAGAAGGAGUGUCGAGGAAGAAUCGGUCGGGGUUCGAUGCCUUUCAUAUGGCCGCUAGAGAAGGACAUGCUGCUAUUGUGCAGGAAUUUUUGAACCAUGACCCUACACUUUGCAAAACAUUCGGCCCCUCAAGUGCUACUCCCCUUAUAUCGGCAGCAACAAGGGGUCACCUAGAAGUAGUCAAGCUGUUAUUAGCACAAGAUUGCGGUUUAGUUGAGACGUCCAAGGAUAAUGGGAAAAGCGCUUUGCAUUUCGCCGCCCGGCAAGGGCACCUAGAAAUUGUCAAAGCAUUGCUUGACAAAGACCCGCAGUUGGCGAGGAGAACUGACAAGAAAGGUCAGACUGCGUUGCAUAUGGCUGUGAAGGGAACAAACUGCGAUGUGGUUAAAGCACUUGUCGAUGCUGAUCCGGCCAUAGUGAUGCUCCCUGAUAAAAAUGGGAACACAGCCUUGCAUGUGGCAACGAGGAAAAAGCGAGCAGAGAUUGUCAAUAUCCUUUUACUUCUACCUGACACCCAUGUCAAUGCCUUAACAAGAGACCACAAAACUGCUUACGACAUAGCCGAGGCCCUACCUCUCUGUGAGGAGUCUUCCUAUAUCAAAGACUGUUUAUCUCAGUAUGGAGCCGUAAGAGCCAAUGAAUUGAACCAACCCCGUGAUGAGCUACGGAAAACUGUUACAGAAAUAAAGAAGGAUGUCCACACACAGCUCGAGCAGACCAAGAAAACAAAUAAGAACGUACACGGUAUUGCUAAAGGACUUCGGAAACUACACAGAGAAGGCAUUAAUAAUGCCACAAACUCUGUUACAGUGGUUGCCGUUCUCUUUGCCACCGUUGCCUUCGCAGCCAUCUUCACUGUUCCUGGUGGGAACAAUAAUGACGGAACGGCAGUGGUCGGUCCAGCCGCUUCCUUUCAAAUAUUCUUCAUAUUUAAUGCAAUUGCUCUCUUUACUUCAUUGGCAGUUGUGGUAGUUCAGAUAACACUUGUUAGAGGAGAAACUAAGUCGGAGAAGAAGGUCAUUGUGGUUAUUAAUAAGUUAAUGUGGUUGGCUUCUGUUUGUACUACAGUUGCUUUUAUUGCUUCGACUUAUAUAGUUGUGGGCCGACAUCUUCAGUGGGCGGCAAUAUUGGUUACUUUAAUUGGUGGGGUGACAAUGGCUGGGGUUUUGGGUACGAUGACUUACUAUGUGGUGAAAUACAAGAGGAUAAGAAAGAUUAGGAAGAGAGAAAGGAAGUCUUCAAGGAGGAGUGGGUCAACCUCGCUGUAUCACAAUUCGGAGCUCUCGGAGUCUGAUCUCAAUCCAAUUUAUGCCAUAUGAUUGGGGGUAAAUGUUGGUUGAAUCCACUUUCAGUUCUCUUAGUUAUUACAUACUCAACCUGAUGUAUAGGUUAACAGAAGCAGAUUUACUUAUGCAACAAGGAAUUACAUAGUUUCAUGGAGGUAAAAUUUUCUUUUCUUCUGUUCUUUUGUUCUUUGGUAGCAAUAGGAACACAUGGUGUUGUUAAAAUGACCGUCCAUUUAUAUAUGUAAUGCUUCAUUUUAAUUUAUAUGAGAGUAAAUGUAUACUUGUUUCUA